This is a messenger RNA of Fragaria vesca subsp. vesca, 789 nucleotides long. Its product is annotated as indole-3-acetic acid-induced protein ARG7-like. The transcript has a single exon. The record is from RefSeq and is a predicted model, not a curated record. Lineage: Eukaryota; Viridiplantae; Streptophyta; Magnoliopsida; Rosales; Rosaceae. Gene Ontology annotation, biological process: response to auxin. The coding region runs from base 346 to 636 and encodes 96 amino acids.
AUAUUAUCAGGAUGUAAACAUCUCUUCUUGAAGUUUCAAACUAGGUGGUUCCUCUGUUGUCUGUCAUAUCUAUUUGGGGUAGGGAAACACUGUUUCCACAUAGGACAGUUAGGUUUAGAGGGAAGACAAACCUUUGUGAUCGAUUCUUCAGAAGCUAGUGUCCCAUGCUGCCCAACUCACGGCCUCUUCACCACUCAUUUGAAAGUGUACAUUAUGAUUUUCAGCAUCUGUAUCCCCCAUCUAUAUAUACGCACAUGAUCCAUCAAGCUCCAACUAUCAGAGCUUUCUUAGCUAGCUUAUCAAGUCCUUUCAAUUGGAUACCUCUUGUUCUUCCACAUAAAAGUUAUGGGUUUUCGGUUGCCUGGAAUUAUUAACGCCAAAAGAAGUCUCAGUAGAUCUCUUUCUGCCUCAAAAACAUCAAAGAGCUUAGAUAUCCCUAAAGGCUACUUUGCGGUCUAUGUUGGGAAGGGUCAAAAGCGCUUUGUGAUUCCGGUAUCAUACUUGAAUGAGCCAGUGUUCCAGGAUUUGCUGAGCCUAGCUGAGGAAGAAUUCGGAUACGAACAUCCUAUGGGUGGUAUCACAAUCCCCUGCAGUGAAUGCACAUUCAUCGAUCUCACUUCUCGAUUAAGUGUGUGAGUGAAUAAUAUGAAUCUAAUUUCAUAUUAUAGGAUUUCUAAUGUCACAAGCUUCACGAGUCAGCUACAAGAUGAAGAAGCGACUGACUGGUAAACCAGUCUAUCAGAUCAAGUACUCUCGUGUGAAGGUAAAGCCGAUCGAUGAUAUUCUAAA